Molecule: messenger RNA, 1199 nt
Organism: Saprolegnia diclina VS20
Lineage: Eukaryota; Oomycota; Saprolegniomycetes; Saprolegniales; Saprolegniaceae
Exons: 4
Coding region: 27-1118 (363 amino acids)
Source: RefSeq, a predicted model, not a curated record
GCGUCGAAGGCAAGCGAAGGUCCAGCAUGAUCGAGUCGAUGGUGGCAUACGAUGCGACGACGUGGGCGCUUGACGCGGACGAGAUCCUUGGCUUUCUUCCUGCACUGGGUGCUGCGUGCUGCGCGACCGAGGACCCGCCCAUCUCGGCGCAGAAGCGGUACCGGAAGCGGCAACAGGCCGAGGUGCAGCGCCUCCACGACGAAGCGGCGGAGCUCAGCGCCCACUUGACGAUCCUCCAGAACAUUCGCCGCAUGGAAACUAGCCAAAGCUCGUUCUGGGAGAAGAAGGCGCGGCAGCAGCGGCUCAGCGUGCGCAAGGCGGCGCAAGAGAACGCCAAGCUCAAGGAAGCCAUCGACACGCAGCAAAAGGCGCUCGAGGCGAUUCAGCAGCUUCUGCACAAGCCGCUCAAGCUCACGGGCGCAGCCAACGUCGAGCUCCUCAACACGAACCGGCGCUUCCUGCCGCAGGACGCGAAUGCUCGACAUGCAUGCUUCCACGCCAUGACCGACGACGUGUACGACCACGCCGACACGUUCCUGCUACGGCGCGGGCUAUACGACGGCAGCCACGGCCACAACAGCAUUUGCAUCGACAGCGCCAAGCACCAGGACACCAUCUCGAUCGAAAUGCAGUGGGUCAAAGACUCGAGCAUGGGAUUCCGCGAAGCCGGCGACCGCUUUUGGUCGCUCUGGUACCAGCCCGAAGGCAACGUGAUCAACAUCAAGAACCUCGCCACCUUUGGCAUCGACACGGUGUACGUGCAGUUUAUCGAUGCGAUCGACGGACUCGCGCCGUACGCGCAGCGACUCGCGUGCAUCAAGCGGUUUGAGGAGCCCGACCGCGUCGUCUUUGUCAUGCAGUCGGUGCUCGAGGACGCUGCGUACCCCGUGCCAAACGACCUCUACACGGCCAACGACACCUUUGUGUUUGUCGCCGAGCGUGUGACCGACACGACGUGUCGCCGUCGGUUCUGCCUCGCUGGCGAGCUUCCGUUGGUUGCGCCGCCCGGAAACCCGCUCGCUGGUCUCUCCAAGCCCGCGAUCUGUGACCGCCUCUUGGACGAAGCCAAGCGCGUGUGCGUACUCUUUGAUCACAUUCUUGGCGACGCUCCACUGUGAUUGUCAUCGACCGCCAAAGACACCAAGACACCACCUAACGUAUAUAAAUAAGAACUAGACUUGUACCGACUAGAAUUCAGA